Molecule: messenger RNA, 1626 nt
Organism: Acanthocheilonema viteae
Lineage: Eukaryota; Metazoa; Nematoda; Chromadorea; Rhabditida; Onchocercidae
Source: the annotation of a GenBank genome assembly
AUGGGGAUGGAAAAUAUUGUGGAGCAAUGGAAUAGAGGUGGCAGGCUGUACGACAUGUUGGUGGCCAUUAUGAAGACGUUGAAGCCAUUAUUCGUUAUCAUUUUAAGGAUAUACUGCUCUCUUGUUUGUCAUCUCUUCACUAUCAUUUAUCAUUUUCUGUCGAGAGAAGUAAUCAGUGCACCGCAAAAUAAGCUCCUCACAAUUAGUGCCACACAAGCUGCUGAAAAGAUACGAAGUCGAGAGAUAACAAGCUUCGAUCUGGUUGAAGCCUAUAUUAAGCGAAUCAAGGAAGUGAAUGGGACAAUUAAUGCGGUUGUUCAGAUGAACUUUAAAGAAGCAUUAAUAAAAGCUCAAGAAAUUGAUGAUAUGUUGGAAAGCCUUGAUACAAAUAGCGAGAAGUUCAAAAGUCUUGCUAUAAGAAAACCACUGCUCGGUGUGCCUUUUACUUUGAAGGAUUCUAUUGAAGCCGAUGGUUUAUACUGCACUAUUGGAAUAUCUUGUCGGAAAAAGUCCGUAAGCAGCAAGGAUGCGAUCGUUGUACAAAGGAUGAAGGAUGCGGGUGCAAUCCUUCUUGCGGUGACUAAUGUUCCAGAGGUGUGCAUGUGGUGGGAAUCGAUAAACGUCAUUUAUGGUCGUACCAGAAACCCGUAUGAUAGCAGACGAAUUUCUGGUGGUAGUAGCGGUGGUGAAGCUGCACUAAUUUCCGCUGCGGGUUCAGUAAUUGGGAUUGGUAGUGAUAUUGCCGGUUCAAUUCGCAUGCCUUGUUAUUUUAAUGGAGUUUUUGGUCUGAAACCGACUUCGGGUGUGAUACCAUUGGAGGGACAUUUACCAUAUCUAAAUGGAUAUCGUAUUGAGAAAAUGCUACUCAUCGGUCCUAUAUGUCGUUAUGCGGAAGAUUUGUCAAUUUUGUUAAAGGUCUUUGCGGGACAUGAAGGCAUAAAUUUGUUACGUUUGGACACUCCGUGUAAUAUGAAGAAAAUACGCGUUUUCUAUAUGGAAGGCCUGAAGAUACCGUUGGUGCAAGAAAUGAGUGAUGAAGCAGUUCGGUAUUUUGAAAUUAAGUAUGAUUUAUGCGCUACACGUAUAGAUCCACCACUCGUUCAUUACGCACUUGAAUUUUUCCUGACAAGUAUGGACGUUACAGAUGCUCCAAAAUUUGCGAUGCAUAUGACUGAUUUAAAGGCCAAUAUAAAUUGCUUCUUCGAAUUAUUCAAAUGGUUAGUGGGGAAAUCAGUACAUACAUUACCAGCCAUUGUUACUGGAAUUAUGGACGAACAUUUUACACCGUUCAAUGAGGAACAAAAACAAAAAUUAAGGAGUCAGCGAGAUCGGCUAAGCCGAGAAGUGGAAGAACUUUUAUCAGAUAAUGGUAUUCUGUUGUUCCCAUCGUUUCCAACUGAGGCACCUUAUCAUCAUCAGCCACUUUUCACUCCACUGAAUUUCGCUUAUACGGCUCUGUGGAAUACAUUGGCUCUUCCGGCUGUACAGUGUCCAAUGGGUUUGAACAAUCAUGAUAUUCCACUCGGUGUGCAAGCUAUCGGUGCACCAGGAUCUGAUUCAUUGUUGAUAGCAGUAGCUCAAGAUUUGGAGAAAGGAUUUGGUGGCUGGAAACCUAUAAAUAGCUAA